This is a messenger RNA of Pseudocercospora fijiensis CIRAD86, 732 nucleotides long. RefSeq lists its product as uncharacterized. The record is from RefSeq and is a predicted model, not a curated record. Bases 17 to 304 code for a protein of 95 amino acids. Lineage: Eukaryota; Fungi; Ascomycota; Dothideomycetes; Mycosphaerellales; Mycosphaerellaceae. The transcript has 2 exons.
CACUUAUCUGCGCACGAUGUCGGGCUCUGGUCCGUCCCAGUGGCAGUGGCAUCAGCAGUUCGGGCAGUGGUGCUACUUCGACCGUGCCACGCAACAAUACCUUCUUCAAGACGGCCGUCGUUUCGCCAUUCGAAACCAGCAGCCGAGCAGACCAUGGGUUCAAGAGGCUGUGGCCGCCUAUCGUCUACGCCAAUCAGUCCUGGAACAGUACUUGAGGCGCAAGUUUCCCGAACGCGAGUACGGUCGACGCGGCUUUGCGAUUGAGCUGUGGCGAACCCUGCUUCUCCUGCCGUCGUCGCGCUGAGCACCAUUUCUAGUUCGACGUCGAUUCUUACAAGUUUCAAGUUCCGAGGCAGCUGCAGCCACACGAAUUGGUGCAAGAGAUCAACAGCCUCCGUCAUCCCGACUCGGAGUAGUACGGGCGCGCAAGGUACUGACGGCCGAGGUGACUAAGGCAAUCGAACCGUCCGUUCGCGUUGCACUAGGGUCAUUUUUGAACCGAGUUGGAGUGCCGCAGCAGGGCGACACAGUGUUCAUUCUGCCUCCCAAGCUGCAUAUGGGCGCUAUGCUCGUGCGGGAGGGAGCUAAUAUAUAGUCGGCUGCGUAUGAAAUGCUUAGCUACCCAAAGCUGCGGGGCUCUCUGAGAACACUAUCAUAAUCGCUCUUAUACGCCGCCAGCAGUGCUUACACGAAUAAAUAAACUUGGGUAUGCUCACCUUCUAUACACACUGU